AUGUCCGUUAACAAAGUGCCAGUAGAGAUUUGGGAAGAAAUACUUGAAUGGUGCUUUAUCGCUGAUGACUGGGCUAUCGGCAGCAACUUGGCUCAAGUGAAUACAAAAACAAGAUCAAAAUUACUAUCGACGCCCAUACCCUGGCGCAGAAUCUACAUCAAGGCCGUCGAACUCCUCGAUCACGAUAGCGACAUCAGGGAGUCGUAUGAGGCGUGGGCGAGUUUAAUCAAAGAGAGAUCAGAGCAUUCCGUGAAAUACAUACACCUAGAUAUUCUCUAUGCACCCGAAAACAAAAAGUACAAGCUACUUCAUACCUACUCUCUCGACAAUCUGUUGAAUCCAUUCACUUUACUGCAACUAGACACACUCAUAUUCACCUCUGGGCAGCCCUAUGUCGAGCUAUUUAGUAUACCAGCCAAACACAUCAUUGCGCGGCACACGGGCCUCGACGAAGAUUCUGAUCCUAUCGCCCUACACCUCAAUAACACAGUGGAGACGGUAGAUUGCGAGGAUGUGGUGCUUCGAUAUCCUGAUAUAUACACUGGUAAUGUAUCGACAUCACUCAGAUCUGCCAGGUCGAACUUUGUGGGUAGAACGAAUGCUAUUAUGAAAAGCAAUCAGUGGACUGGAGAUGAUUUUAGAGACUGCGCCACGGCAUACGACGAUGAACAUUUCGAUGUUAUCUUCUCUAGUCCGAAGCUCGAAUCUCUCACAGUCAUUCAUUCAGACGCCGCGACGUGGACGACGAAUAAAAGCAUGGCUCAGCUCAAAUCACUCACUGUUAGCAAUAGCCACUGCGACUUUUUUUAUAAUGUUCGCAUGCCGAAUUUGGAGAGACUGACACUCGCUGAUUGUUUCAGUAUCCAGUCUAAUGAUUUAGCUGUCAUGCCUGACUCAAUUAAACACCUGGCGGUCAUACGCACUGAAACUCCUUAUUAUUAUCACUACCUACCUAAUAUCAUUUCGCUUAAUUUGGAGGGUUCCCCUUUGGAAUUGGUUCACUGGGUGGAUCGACUGCUGAAUGUACAAAACCAUAACUUAACAUCGCUCAACUCUCUCAAAGCACUCAACAUCUCUUUCACAUGUGUGGAUUUUGAAACGGUGCUUGAGAUAGCCAAGAGGCUCGAUCUGGACCAAUUGGUAUGUGAUAUGCCCCCUGGUGAGGGACUAGAGGGAUACAUAAGAGACUUUGUUCCUCAUGUUUGGACGAGCAUAGAGCAGUAUUAUGAGGAUGUUGAGAGAAAUGAUGAUCUGGAGCAGUACUUCUUCCCUGCGCCAGUGGAACCUGGUAUACCACCGGAUUCAGAUGAGGAAACUUAA
Wallemia ichthyophaga EXF-994 is the source of this 1320-nucleotide messenger RNA. RefSeq lists its product as uncharacterized. Lineage: Eukaryota; Fungi; Basidiomycota; Wallemiomycetes; Wallemiales; Wallemiaceae. The record is from RefSeq and is a predicted model, not a curated record. The coding region runs from base 1 to 1320 and encodes 439 amino acids. The transcript has a single exon.